AUGUGCCACUUUCAGGUCUCCUCACACUGCUGGUGGGUUCCAUUUUGUCAUAGGGUGCUGGCAGAUUACGGGCCUCCCAUUGCUGCUGCCAGGCCCGUAAUCUGCCAUGGGCCCCCGUACCGCCUCCUCAUGCUGCUGCCAGGUCCAGAGUGUCUCAUGGGUCCCUGUACGGCCUCCCAUUGCUGCUGUCUCCAUCGCCACACUCUGCCAUGUGCCACUUUCAGGUCUCCUCACACUGCUGGUGGGUUCCAUUUUGUCAUAGGGUGCUGUAUGGCCUCCCAUUGCUGCUGCCUCCUCCGCCACACUGUGGCUCCACACUCUGGUUUUGGCCCCGUGACUGCCCAAAUGAGUGAAGUGUGCGGUGAUUCUAAGAUCGACGGCACUCAUCUGCAUGUCAUACUG
Molecule: messenger RNA, 402 nt
Organism: Staurois parvus
Lineage: Eukaryota; Metazoa; Chordata; Amphibia; Anura; Ranidae
Source: the annotation of a GenBank genome assembly